This is a messenger RNA of Parnassius apollo (apollo), 255 nucleotides long. The record is from the annotation of a GenBank genome assembly. NCBI's taxonomy places the organism in Eukaryota, Metazoa, Arthropoda, Insecta, Lepidoptera, Papilionidae.
AUGGAUCGUCGUGAGGUGAAUCUGAAACCUGAUGAAGUAGAAAGAGCGUUAGAAGAAUUUUCUGGUAUUUUGUCGUCAAAUAACUAUGACCCAAUCAACACUAGGAUCUUUCCAGAACUAAGCCCUCGACCAACAUCAUCACCUCAACCAGAGCCCUCAAAUGAAAAUGUUAUGCAGCCACCCCCACCAAGAAGUUCGCGACACGGUCCUUCACUUAUAGAACAUGAAAAGAUGAUCAAUCAGCAAAAAACGUAA